GACUGUAGUAGAAAAAAAAAAAAUCUGGUUGCCAUGAAUUCGGGUUAGCUAGCCACCGACAGCUGUCAGCUCACACGUGUAAAAACAUCCAUGUCAAGGCACAAGAAGGAUCUUCCGAGUGUUGCGCUGCUUCUGUUGACAUACAGAGCAACACCAGCCCGCCGGCCCACCUACCGUGAAUCGAUCCAGCUGGCUCAGUGACUCCACCUGAAGACCUUGGCACCAUUGUGUGCCAGCUCAUUUCAAGAGCCGGGGAUUUCUGAAUCCAGAAGAUGAACGGUUUGUCCAUACGAGAGCUAUGCUGCCUGUUCUGCUGCCCCCCUUGCCCCAGUCGCAUUGCAGCCAAACUGGCUUUCCUCCCUCCAGAGCCCACCUAUGCCCUUCUCCCUGACCCAGAUCCAGUUUCUGGGACUGGAACUGGGUCUGGGUCCAGCUCAGGGGCUGCUCCGUCAUCUCUUGGAGCCCCAGGACUACGUUCACGGCUGGGCACUGGUAGUGGAGGUGACAGAGGUGGUGGUGGUGGAGGAGGAGGAGCAGCACCAGCAGCAGCACCAGCAGCAGCACCAGCAGCAGCAGGAGGAGCAGCAGCAGCAGCAGCAGCAGCAGCAGGAGGUGGUAGCGCCGUCGGCGGCAGUGGAGGUGGAGGUAGUGGGGUCGAAGGCAAGUGGAAGUUGCAUCUCACUGAGAGAGCAGAGUUCCAGUAUACGCAAAGAGAGCUGGAUGUGACAGAUGUAUUCCUGACCAGGUCCAGUCGAGGGAACAGGGUUGGAUGCAUGUACAUUCGCUGUGCCCCCAACGCCAGGUUUACAGUGCUGUUUUCCCAUGGCAACGCAGUAGACCUGGGCCAGAUGAGCAGCUUCUAUAUUGGCUUAGGCACGCGCAUCAACUGCAACAUCUUCUCCUAUGAUUACUCAGGCUACGGUGUUAGCACUGGCAAGCCGUCUGAGAAGAACCUCUAUGCUGACAUUGAUGCCGCCUGGCAUGCCCUCCGCUCCCGGUAUGGCAUCAGCCCUGAGAAUAUAAUCCUGUACGGACAGAGCAUCGGUACAGUGCCCACGGUGGACUUGGCAUCACGCUUCGAGUGUGCUGCCGUGGUCCUCCACUCUCCUCUCACGUCUGGUAUGAGGGUGGCUUUCCCCGACACUAAGAAAACCUACUGCUUUGAUGCUUUCCCCAACAUUGAGAAAGUGUCAAAGAUCCCGUCUCCAGUGCUCAUCAUCCACGGUACAGAGGACGAGGUCAUCGACUUCUCUCAUGGCCUCGCCCUGUUCGAGCGCUGUCCCAAGGCGGUGGAGCCCCUCUGGGUGGAGGGAGCCGGUCACAACGACAUUGAGCUUUACAGUCAGUACCUGGAGAGGCUACGGCGCUUCAUCAACCAGGACCUCGCUGCACAGCAUGCCUGAGAAAUGAACAUCAGCCUCUCUGUGUGAAUGAGACUUCGUGUGUGUGUGUGUGUGAGAGAGUGUCAGAAAGAGGACGUCAUCGUGUAGAUCUAAAAAGGAUGUGUGAUUUUUUGCCACAUCUGUGUGUCUUUGAAGCAGCACACCUUAAGGUUAUAUUUCAACAAAACCUAUCUUCUGUUUCCUGUUUUAAAGGUGAGGGCGUUUUUAUUUAAUUUAAUUUUUUUAAUCUAUCAUUAGCUGUAUCUAUCUGAACAGUGGAGUGUCGAGAACAUGCUAAAAACAAGAACUGAGAUUAAACAGCUUUUUAACAUGGGGGGGGGGGGGACAAUGGAUUGCAGCUUUAAAAUGUGUUUACCCGUGAAUUCAGAAGGAAGAACAAUGUGCUUUGUCCAAAAAGGCUCACAGAUGUCAUGUUUAAGUGUGACAUGUUAGUGAAUGUAUGAAUCAUGGGACGCGUGUGUUGAGUGUUUAUUCAUAUCUCCAUGGACCUGUGACACCUGAAAAAUGCGAGUGUGACGGCGUUAGCGCGGGGCCGUGCUGAAAGAAGUGGACAUCCUGAAAACUUGGACAGCUCCAGGUGGAGGAGACUUAUCAAUAUUAAGUGUUCUAUUUCUUUUUUUUUUUUGCAAAUGUAAGAAUGAAGAAUACCUCCACAGCUCGACCAGUUCUCGCUCCAGUGGACACACACGGGUCGAGCAGGUGCCCCCGCCCCUUCCUCCUCUGUUGAUGGACAUUCAUGUGACUGCCAGGGCAUUUCCCAAGUUGCUAUCCAGCUAACACUAACCUCGUCUUUUUGUGUGGUUUGAGGGUCCAUCUUCCUUCCCUUUGGUGUCGGUUGUGGCAGAUACACAGGGAUUAGUCUGGAAUACUGUCGUAGCUCGUUCGGCUGUUGGGUGUCUCAUACUUUUCUCUCCCUCGUUUCUGACUCUUUGAGAAGAUUGCAGAACGGCCAGCCUCCAUUUCAUUUCCUGGCUGUUCUGUAGCUAUAGUCACUGUCCACAGAACUGCAGCGGCAACUUAAAGUGAAAUAUUUUUGAUUUCCCUGUGUUGCUUUUUUCCCCAUUUCCACCUUAUUGUGAAUAAGAAAUGAUGGUGUGGUUGAAAUGGAAACUGAUCGGUGAGGAUAUCUACGGCUAUGUGGAUGUUUCUCAGCCGUUAGUGAAACAUUUAUAGAAGUGAAGGCUAACUCAGUAAUUUUCAUGUCACAUUUAAUCAGUUUGCUCUAAACAGAAAGCAGAAGUCUUUCAGUGUUUACUGAUGUGUGAUGUUUGAAGUCUGGGCAGACUCUGCUGACUUACUAACAGCAGGCGUAAGUCAGAUUUAAAGGUGAAUGUUGACAUUUAGGGAAGUUCACUUAUGGGCUGUUUUGUUAAGAGUUAGAUGAGAAGAUUUCUACGACCGUGCACAUAACCUGCCAUAAAACCACAGAGGUGCUGGUGUUUGUUACCUGUGGACACUACCAGGCUUUGGUUUCCCCUUGUUGGUCGUCUUAAUGCUAAGCUAACCUAACUAUUGGCAAGCUGUAAUUUCAGAUUUACUGUUAGAGAUGUUCUGAUACCAGUUUUUCCUCCCUGAUAUCGAUUCUGAUACCUGGACUUUGCAUAUCGGCCGAUACUAAGUGCAGAUCAGAUACAAUCUCAUUUUAAAAGAAAUGACUCGUAUAUCAUAUUUUAACAGCUGUAUUCAUAACUUUGUAUAGAGGGGAUGAUUGCUGUCAUUGCUGAAAUGCCUAUAGCUGCAGUUGUCGUUGGCAACAUUGGGGCCACCCUUUGCAUACGGUACAUACCGCCAUUUUACUUGCUUUUGGUGGGAAAUAACUUCUUCGCCGCUCUAAAAACUGCACUUGUCAGUGACCGCACAGAGCAGCUGCUGUUUUGGAGCGGUAAAGAAGAAGUGAUUUCCAGGAAUCAUUGAUCGAAUACAUAGAUUUGUGUACUCGCAGAUACCUGACCCGGCAGUAUGGGAGGCAUUUCCGAUUCUGGUACCGGAACAUCUCUUUUUACUUUACUAAGUUUUAUCUAUCUUCUCAUCUAACCCUCUACAGUACAUGAGCAUAUUUCCUAAAUGUUGAACUAUUCCUUUUUGUUUGAAGUGUGGUUGUCAGGGACGUCUGUGAGAACAGACUUGUUUGGCGCUUGAUGUUCCGGCUGGAUUUGGAGGCUUUUAAGGUAUAACGAGACAAGGUCGCUGCUCACUUCAGAAUAAUAAUACUUCAUCCAUAUCAUACUGAUUAACUCGUAGUCUUACAGCAGACUUUGUUUUCCCGAGUCUCGUUCCAGUAGCAUUCAUCACCAGAGUUCAACAGCCUCCUGUUCACAUUCGCCCCCUGAGCACAUUUUCUUCUAACGUGUUUGUCUUGAUGUAAUUAAUCCCAACGUGUUUGUCGUAGUGUAGGGCCAUGGACUGUCAUGUCUCAGAACCAUGCUUGUUGAUGUUAUGACUAACAAUGUGAUUCAGAUCGGGUGCCAGGAUGGGACAUCAUGCCUACUACAGCUCUGUUUUAACCUCUGUGGCCCUAAAUGUAGGAGCUCUCUUAUGGAUGGCAGCAGGCUUCAAGUCUGACACAAGCCAUAUUUGAGCCUCUCACUGUUGGUGUGGUGCAGGUUCCACCACACACACACACACCUUUGCACAUUGACACACAAAUACACACACACAUCUACAGACACAUUCAAACACUACACGCAUAAACACACGUACUGUAAUAUACAGUAUAUUUACACAUUUAUAUAUAUCAGAUCAAGCAUGGCAAAAGCAGGUCUUAAGUUCAGCACUAUUGUAAAAAGCAUCUAAAGUGUAAUAAGGGUAUAAAAUGUAAGUUUGUGUGUCUUCAUUAUUAUUGACUGUCUUCUACAGGCCGGCGUUAAGGAUACUAGCAUCCCGUUUGAUUAAGUCCAAACAGGCCUCGUGUGUUGGCCUGAAAAAGAACAAGAAUUGGUUUUAUAGUCGCAGGGCAGCACCGCGUUCUAGAUCUACACGAGGUAGCUGUACAGGAGACCCAUCAUUUUCAGUGACAGUAGCUGUGUCUUGUCAAAGGGAACAUGUACUGAACUCGCACUAAUCUGAUAACUCCAUUUUGGGAGUACAAGUGGGUCUUAGUGAGUGGUGGGUAAGGUUACCAAAACGCCACUCGCCUGCUGUCAUCAUUUCGAACAGGGAACCUCACCAUUCUCAUCCUGUGCUUUGUGUCUCUGAAAUGUAAAUAAUGGAAAUCUGUUACCAUCUUGAACCAGGGAUCUGAGCUGUCAGAAGAAUUAGAGAGACUUAUCGCUUUUCUCUGAAAAAAUAGAAGUAGGUCUCAGUUGUUUUUAGUUUUGAUUCUGGACAGGUCGUAUUAUCAGGGAAACCACUGGAUCCACUUUUCAUUCAUGGGGCUUGGUUCAAAGAAACGGGGUGGAAAAACCGACCAUGUUACUGAUGCACCACUAUGGUUGACGUACAUUGUAUCCUCUGGCCCUGAAUGUUAAUUGAUGGGGGGUUGGGGUGUGAAGCAGUGAAAAACUGUAUGCAUGUUUAUUGUGUUUUGCCGAGCAAAUGAAAGGGUGGGACGUUAUCUCUGUUGUGUAUUCUGUGUGAGGGUAAAGCUGAACUCAUAGCAUAUGAACAUUGAAGCGCUUUAAAAAACAAAAACACGGGACGUUUAUUUGAAUUUUUUUAAAUUGCUGAUACUAACUGAUGUAUUGUUAUGAGUUUUGUGCUAGAGUUUGAGCGGGGCGGGUGGGUGAUAGGGGGGGUAGACCAUAAUAGUGGGCUGUUUAUAUGGUUACUGUACUUACCUAUUCUAUUCUUUGUAUUAUGAUUUGUAAUUUUAUGUUGCUUUUUUGAACUAAGAAUAUGAUGUAAUGAAAUUAA
Molecule: messenger RNA, 5255 nt
Organism: Hippoglossus stenolepis (Pacific halibut)
Lineage: Eukaryota; Metazoa; Chordata; Actinopteri; Pleuronectiformes; Pleuronectidae
Product: alpha/beta hydrolase domain-containing protein 17A
Exons: 6
Coding region: 273-1403 (376 amino acids)
Biological process (GO): protein depalmitoylation
Cellular component (GO): endosome membrane; plasma membrane
Molecular function (GO): palmitoyl-(protein) hydrolase activity
Source: RefSeq, a predicted model, not a curated record